This is a messenger RNA of Acanthochromis polyacanthus (spiny chromis), 1726 nucleotides long. It is a transcript of the gene sprn, whose product is annotated as shadow of prion protein. Lineage: Eukaryota; Metazoa; Chordata; Actinopteri; Pomacentridae. The transcript has 2 exons. Gene Ontology annotation, cellular component: membrane. The record is from RefSeq and is a predicted model, not a curated record. Bases 117 to 584 code for a protein of 155 amino acids.
AGCGCGCCGCGCGUUCUCGCAAUCGCGAACGAGCCUGCAUUGUCCACGACAACAUCAUCUUCAUCUUUCCUCCCAGUGGCAAAACAUAAAGCAGGAUAACAAGGCCAGGGAAUAAGAUGUCAGGGAUGAACCAGGUGGUCGCGACAUGCUGGACUUGCCUCCUGCUCUCCGCCUUCCUUUUUGAACCUGCUCUGUCCAAAGGGGGCCGUGGAGGCUCCCGGGGCUCCUCUCGGGGCUCUCCCUCCCGCAGCUCCUCGGCGGGGACCUACCGGGGAGGAGGCGCCUACGGUGGGACGCGCUCUCGCUUCCGGGUGGCGGGGCGGACGUCCCCGGUGAGGGUGGCGGCCGCGGCAGCAGCGGGAGCGGCGGUGGCGCUAAGUGCGGAUAAAUGGUAUGCGUCUGCGUACCGCCGCAGCAACGCGGACGACUCAGAGGAAGAGCUGGAUUACUACAACAGGACCAAUUACUUUGAUGCGCUCAUGUCCGGCUCCACUCAGAACGGAUCUGUUCUCUCUCAAGUGGUUUCCAUCAUUAUUGCUUCAUUUUCCCCUAGAUUUGGACUCUUACUGGACAAUUUACUGUAGAUGUUCUGGCUGUUUUUUUCUUUUCUUCUUAGGGAUAAAUGUGUGAGAGGGUCAAAGCCUGAGUUUUCUGCUCAGGAUGUGACCAAUGACCAUAAUGGCAGGAAGCUGCUCUGGAAUGAUCAUGUGGAAGGAUUCAAUCACAAAAACAUCACAGUACUGUAAUGUUUUUACACCUAUAAGCAUCUGUACAAAUGGGUAAAAUUACCAGCACAGUAGUCGUCCUGACAUUUCACCUCUCAAAAAGUGCGCGUGUCAAACCUGUUUCAUCCAAAGUAAUAGAAACUGGGGCCAAAUUUGGAAUAAUUCUAACAGGGUCCUUCCCUAAAACUUGACUAUUAUAUGUAACUGAAGGACAUAUUUUAUCAAAAAUGUAUUGAUAGCUUCAUAGAUCAAACUGCUGCCUAUUAUCACUCUACUGCCAAGCUAUAUAGAAAAACUCUAUUUUCAUAUGCACAGAAAUGCAAAGUUGCCUCUACUGUAUCUCUGCAAGAUUACUUGGAUCUUAAUAUAAACCUGGACUUUAUGCAGUAAACUAAAGGUGCAGGCUACUAGUCAUUCCAUUAAGAUGAACAGAGUAAAAACAAGUUGGCACCAGCAGUAUUUUGUCCAUCAAAUUAAAGCUGCUGUUUGUUUUUGUGUUUUGCAAAUGGCAGUCUCAUCCAACAGGACAUUUUUUUACUCCAUUCUUUCUGUACACCUUCAUUUCAAGGCUGGAUUUUAAGAUCAUGUUCAGUUACUGGAAUGAUUUAUGAAUCUCUACAACGGGGCAAAUGAGAGUGCUGUGUAUUGGUGAAGCUAAGUGUCAUUUUCCACAAUCAUUUUUUAAUUUCUGUGCAAUCCAUACCCUUUUAUACCACCUCAAAUUUUAGUGAAUUAAUUUCUCAGACCUGUGUACGAACCAUGACAUGUUUAGGAGGGACAAAAGCAAACCACUGCUGCUCUCAUACUUAUUCAUGUCUCUGAAGGUUUUCAUGGUUUGUCCAUCAUCCCAGAAAACCUCUUUACCUACAGAAGACACUCAGGAGCAACAGACUGUUCCAUAUCCUAUAAGUGCACUCUAUUAUAUGCUAUUACACUUAUGUACAUAAUGAAUAGUUUGUUAUCACUGUCUUUAUGCUAAUAAAUAUCCUCUUUAUACCAUG